Molecule: messenger RNA, 315 nt
Organism: Rangifer tarandus platyrhynchus (Svalbard reindeer)
Lineage: Eukaryota; Metazoa; Chordata; Mammalia; Artiodactyla; Cervidae
Source: the annotation of a GenBank genome assembly
AUGUGUGUGUGUGUGUGUGUGUGUGUGUGUGUCUGUGUGCACAUGCACGUUCAGUCGUGCCUGACUCUUGUGUCCCCGUGGCCCUCCUCUGUCAGUGGAACUUUCCAGGCAAGAAUAUUGGUGCAGAGGGGGUUGCCAUUUCCUACUUCAGAGGAUCUUCCCAACCCAGGGGUUGAACCUGGUGUUUCUUUUUCCUCCUGGAUUGGCAGGUGGAUUUUUACCACUGGUGCCACCCAGGAAGCCCACUGGAUAGAUGGUGGUCCCACAAAAAGUGUAGAAAAUAGAAAGAGAAGUAGGUCUGAAGGUAGAAGGUGA